AUGAAUGGUGCAAUUCGUGUGAUGCGUUCCCGCAUUGCGCAUGUGGGAAGGGGUAUUUCACAGCCAACACCAUAUGGGAAACGCAUGGACAGAUUAUCGAACCGAAUAUUCAACGAGGUGGUAAGACCGACCGAUACGAGAAGUAUGAAAGUGGUGCGCGUCAUGAGUGCUGAACCGUUGGAGCAACGUGACGACAAAUCGGUGGGAUAUUUCCCGAAUCAACCAAUGUUUCAUUAUCUCACAAAAAUGUUACGUUUUCAUGGACUCUUCUUUGAUGACCACGUCGUGUUCAGGCAAGUUCAGGAUGAACUGAAAUUGUUACGCGGUAAAGUCGUGCGUCCAGCAAUAGGGCAGGGCAAACGUGCUCAACUCCGAGGAAGGAAGUAA
Molecule: messenger RNA, 387 nt
Organism: Anisakis simplex (herring worm)
Lineage: Eukaryota; Metazoa; Nematoda; Chromadorea; Rhabditida; Anisakidae
Source: the annotation of a GenBank genome assembly